AUGGGUGACUGCACAGGACCAGCCCUCGGCCGCCCGGCCAACGCCUUCACCUCCGUCAGCAGCUGUUCCCCCAGCCGGGCCAGCAUCCUGACCGGCUUACCCCAGCAUCAGAAUGGGAUGUAUGGGCUGCACCAGGACGUGCACCACUUCAACUCCUUUGACGGCGUGCGGAGCCUGCCCCGGCUGCUCAGCCAAGCACACGUCCGAACAGGGAUAAUUGGGAAGAAGCAUGUUGGGCCCGAGGCUGUCUACCCCUUCGACUUCGCCUACACAGAAGAGAACAGUUCGGUCUUGCAGGUUGGGAGAAACAUCACUCGAAUCAAAGCGCUCGUCCGGCAGUUUCUGCAGAGCCAGGAUGAGAGGCCUUUCUUCCUCUACGUCGCCUUCCACGACCCCCACCGCUGUGGGCACUCCCAGCCCCAGUACGGGGCCUUUUGUGAGAAAUUCGGCAACGGAGAAAGUGGCAUGGGCUGGAUCCCGGACUGGAAGCCACAGCUCUACCGCCCAGAGCAAGUGCAGGUCCCUUACUUCGUUCCAGACACGCCGGCUGCCCGGGCGGACCUGGCAGCCCAGUACACAACCAUAGGGCGCAUGGACCAAGGGAUCGGGCUGGUCCUGGAGGAGCUGCGGCGUGCUGGCUUCCACAACAGCACGCUGGUGAUCUACACCUCUGACAACGGCAUCCCCUUCCCCAGCGGCAGGACCAACCUCUACCUGUCGGGCACUGCCGAGCCCUUGCUGAUCUCUUCCCCCGAGCACACCAAGCGCUGGGGGCAGGUCAGCCAGGCCUUCGCCACCCUCCUGGACCUCACGCCGACCAUUUUGGACUGGUUCUCCAUCCCCUACCCUUCUUACAGCAUCUUUGGCACGAAGCGGGUGCAGCUCACCGGAAAGUCUCUCCUGCCAGCACUGGAGCCGGAGCAGCCCUGGGCCACCGCCUUCAGCAGCCAGAGCCACCACGAAGUGACCAUGUACUACCCCAUGCGAGCCAUCCAGCACCAGCAGUUCCACCUCAUUCACAACCUCAACUACAAGAUGCCCUUUCCCAUCGACCAGGACUUCUACAUCUCGCCCACUUUCCAAGACCUGCUCAACCGCACCAGGGCCGGGCAGCCAACCCACUGGAACAAGACCCUGCACCAGUACUACUACAGGGACCGCUGGGAGCUCUUUGACUGCAGCCGCGACCCCACUGAGAGCCAGAACCUGGCCCCCGACCCCCGCUACGCCGCCAUCUUCCAGCUGCUUCGCACGCAGCUCUUGAAGUGGCAGUGGGACACAGGUGACCCCUGGGUGUGUGCCCCCGAUGCUGUCCUGGAGAAGAAACUGAGCCCCCAGUGCCAGCCACUGCACAACGAGCUGUGAGCCUCAGCUCUGCCUCGCGUCCCCCAUUGCCACGGGACAGCUGUGCGCUGCCCAUUGGGCAUGAGGGGGUCAGAGCAGGACCCUGGCGGGGCCAGUCCCAAAUCCCUG
This is a messenger RNA of Pygoscelis adeliae (Adelie penguin), 1473 nucleotides long. RefSeq names its product N-sulfoglucosamine sulfohydrolase (gene SGSH). The record is from RefSeq and is a predicted model, not a curated record. Gene Ontology annotation, biological process: glycosaminoglycan catabolic process; heparan sulfate proteoglycan catabolic process. Bases 1 to 1365 code for a protein of 454 amino acids. NCBI's taxonomy places the organism in Eukaryota, Metazoa, Chordata, Aves, Sphenisciformes, Spheniscidae. Gene Ontology annotation, molecular function: N-sulfoglucosamine sulfohydrolase activity. The transcript has 8 exons.